This is a messenger RNA of Phytophthora nicotianae INRA-310, 339 nucleotides long. RefSeq lists its product as hypothetical. Lineage: Eukaryota; Oomycota; Peronosporomycetes; Peronosporales; Peronosporaceae. The record is from RefSeq and is a predicted model, not a curated record. The transcript has a single exon. Bases 1 to 339 code for a protein of 112 amino acids.
AUGGAGACUUGCCACGGUGGCGUGGAACCAUCGUCUAUCCCAGCUCUGGGCCUGGACAUCCUCGCUCCAAGUUGGAGCGAGGAUGUCGACCACCACAACAGCGGACACAUUUUUGUUGCCUCGACGGUAGCCAUGUGUGCGCGGGCUCUGUGCGGAAAUAAUGGAUACGCUCGGUGUCUUGAUUCGCGCAGCCGCAUGAUGCAGGCUGACGUCCCGUGCUAUGCUCGGUUGUUCGAGAAUGUUCCGACACUCGAGGCCACGGCCAUCGUGGCACGGCACAAAGCCUUCCCGGCAUUUGUUCAUGCAGCUGUGCGCUUGGCUCUUUGCCGUCAUGCCUGA